UCCAAAGUCGAAACCGAAAUAAGCCCUCGUCCACCCCGACCUUCUUCUCCACCUCCCUCUUGCCGAAGCAAACAUCCACACUCUCCCCGUCGCGGCCACCUCGCCGCCGGCACGCGCCGCGCCGCGCCGGCCGUCACGUCGCGGCCGUAUCUUUUGCUCGUCGUCGCGCCGCCCCGUUUCAUCGAACAGCGGGGCAGCGGGAGCCGGAGGUAGGAUUCGCUCACUCGCGCGGGCGGCCGGAGAGGAGACCCGUGGGCACGGCGUGGGCGGCGGCGGCAUCCUCCUCUUCCCCGACCCCUGCCCUAGCCUCCUCCUCAUCGCGCGCGCGGCCGGCGAGCGGGUUUGGAGGGGGCGACGCGGGCGACCUCCUCCCGCCGGGGCGUCCUACCUAGGUUCGAAUCGCAUACUAGCUUGUGUUUCCGAAAAAAAUUGGGGGUUCAGUUGAACCCCCAUGCCCGACAUUAGGUCAGCCCCUGGGCGGGGCAAGUCCGACGAGGACGAGCGGCGGCCGAUUGGGUCGUUGUUUAAACUCAAGAGGAAGCGCAGGGCACCGGGUUCGGCGGAAGCCAAGGGGGAUUCAAACCCUAGCGUGGAAUCGGAGGCUCCCGAUGGUGUGGUGCCAGGGGAGAUGGAUGAUACCUUGGCUAUUAUAAAGAGGAAAUUGAGGAAGCCUAAGAAGGGCAAAGAAGGGGGUGAUGCUGUGGUGGUUGGAUCUGGAGCCGAAGGCGAGCUCCUGGUGGAGGAAGAAGAUGUGCAGGGUGGUGUUAAUGUUGGUGAUGGUGUUGCAGAGGAUAAGAGCAAUCUGGAAGGUGUGAAAGUAGAGGUUGAUGAAGUCAUUGGGGGUGAGUUGAAGGAUUCAGGUGGUCUAGGGUUGGAGGACUCCUUGUCGACGCUGUUUAAGAGAUCUGGUCGAAAGUCUCGACAGGUCUCUGUGAAGGAGGAAGAAGGUGUGGAAGUUGCUGGUUCACAUGGUGAGGAAAUUCUUGAGAAGGGAUCUGGUUUGGUUUCGGAUAGGGUUGCCAAGGGCACUAAACGGAGAAGGCGACGCACAAAGGAAGAAAUGAAAAAUGCUGCUGCAAAAUCUGAAAGUGCAAUGGCCCAUGAAGGAUCGCCCAAUCGGAAAGUUGGCACCUCCUUGCCUAGAAAGGCAAAGGCAGAGGCAAAGGUGAAGAUUAGUAAUUCCAAUAGGCGCUCAAAGAAGUCUGAUGAGAAACCGAAGGCUUCAGAUGAUGUGUUAUGUCACCGAUCAUUGGGAGAAACAAUUGAACAAGACGCGGAGACCAGGACAGUACUGGAUGAUGGAUCUAGAAACUCAUCUGAUGGGGCCAGUCAUCGCAUUGAAGUUUCAGCUUGUUUAAGCAAUCAGCCUUGCUUGAAACCUUGCUCAGGAGAGCUUGCUGAAGAAGUGUCUCUUAGUGCAGCAAAUGCAGCCACUGAUGGUGUUUCUAAUGAACACACAUAUUCCGAAACAUUAUUGAAGGAAAGAAAUGAUGAUGCAGGUUGUUCCCAUGGCAAGCCACCGACAUUAGCCAUAAAAAGCAUACCUGGUAAAAAACCAAUAGAGAUGCCCAAGAAACCUGUCCGACAAAAGGAUCAGUUAUUAUCUACUGAUGUUGACAAUAAAUGCGUGGUGGGCUCAGGUGACACUAAAGAUGUCAAUAUCGAAAAUCAGCCAGCUUUUGGGAUCCCUGAGUCCCAUGUGACUGGGAAGGGCUUGCAUCCUCAUAAAAUGGCAACAUCUGUGAAAGAGCUGGAUGUAGUUGACGUGGUAGCACCCACAGAUUUCGAGGACAUGGAGAAUGCAUCAAAAUCAAAGCGUGUGACACGUAGCUCCAGAAAACGCAAGCAUGGUGACAUGGCAUAUGAGGGUGAUAUUGACUGGGAAACUCUAAUGCAGGAGCAGGGGCUGUUCUCAAACCUCUCAGCAGCCUUAGUAGAUUAUCCUCUCAAAUCAAAAGACAAAAUCAAAAUCUCGGAAGUUCUCGACAAUGGAGAUGGUAGCGGUGUUGCUGCAGUGCGUGCUGGCCUAAAGGCAAAGGCUGUUACUCCAAUUGAAAAGAUAAAAUUCAAGGACAUAUUGAAGCGCAGGGGUGGCCUUCAGGAAUACCUGGAAUGCAGGAACAUGAUUCUAAGUCGAUGGUGCAAGGAUGUUAAACAUAUAUUGGAUCUUGCAGAGUGUGGUGUAUCUGAUGUUUGUUUGGAUGACGAGUCACCACGUCAAACACUUAUACGUGACGUGUAUUUAUUCUUAGAUCAAAAUGGUUACAUAAAUGCCGGAAUCGCCUCAGAUAAGGUGAAAACAGACCAUGAAAGUCCUCCUGAAGAUGUAGAAGUAUCCAAGCUAAAUGAAUCACAUGAAAGGAAAUCUGUCAGUAUUCAAGAUUGCAUUGUCACUGAAGCAGUCCAGGAUAAGAAAGCUGUUGUUAAACAGACUGAUUGCGUUUUGACAGAAGCAUCAAAUGAAGAGAGUAGCUCUGCUGCCAUUCACUGUGAUGCUCAAGACUUGCUGCCUCCCUUGAAGUCCGAAGAGCUGAUAUUCAAGGAAAAGAAUCAGGGUGUAUUAACUGAAGGUAGAGAUGAAUCAGCACUUCCCAGCAAUUCCGAUAUCCACUCUAAGUCUGACCUUGAUGGUUUCAUUUUAAAAGUUGAAGGUGGCAGUCUUCAUCAAGCAGAAGCAGCUGAUAUAGAACAUUCUGAAAACAAACAUGAAGCAAGUGAUAGAGUUGAAUCUGGUGGGUAUGGAAAAAAGAUAAUAGUUGUUGGGGCUGGUCCAGCUGGCUUAACUGCUGCACGACAUUUGCAGCGCCAAGGUUUUUCUGUCACUGUUCUUGAGGCACGUAAUAGGAUUGGCGGUCGUGUUUAUACAGAUCGUGUGUCUCUUUCAGUUCCUGUGGAUUUGGGUGCUAGCAUUAUUACAGGUGUGGAGGCUGAUAUAGCAACAGAAAGAAGGGCUGAUCCAUCAUCUUUGAUAUGUUCUCAGCUUGGUCUUGAACUGACUGUGUUGAACAGUGCUUGCCCUCUCUAUGAUGUAGUAACUGGCGACAAAGUUCCUGAUGAUUUGGAUACAGAUUUGGAAUCUGAAUACAAUGGUCUUCUUGAUGAGAUGGCACAGCUUUUUGCACAAAAUGGUGAAAGUGCAGUGGGUUUAUCCCUUGAGGACGGAUUAGAGUAUGCACUUAGGAAGAAUCGUGUGACUCGAUCUGAACAGGAUGAUCAGUUAAGAAAUGUAUCUAGUGCUGGAGCUGUAGACAUUUCUGAAAGUGCUUCCACAGAAAAGGAGAUAGCCCACUGUGGAAAGGAGGAUAAGACAGAUGUUCUCAGCCCCCUUGAAAGAAGAGUUAUGAACUGGCACUUUGCACAUUUGGAAUAUGGUUGUGCUGCAAUGCUCAAAUCCGUUUCUCUUCCAUAUUGGAACCAGGAUGAUGUGUAUGGAGGGUUUGGAGGAGCUCAUUGCAUGAUUAAAGGUGGCUACGACACAGUUCUAGAGAGCCUUGCAAAAGGACUUGAUGUUCAGUUAAAUCAUGUUGUAACUGAAGUACUUUAUGGAUCUGAGGAACUAGGUGCCAGUGGUAAUAGCAGGAAAUUUGUCAAAAUUUCCACUUCAAAUGGAAAUGAAUUUGUGGGAGAUGCUGUGCUGAUCACUGUUCCUCUUGGUUGCUUGAAAGCACAGACAAUUAAAUUUUCUCCUUCGUUGCCAGACUGGAAAUUGUCUUCUAUUGACAGGCUUGGAUUUGGUCUUCUCAAUAAAAUUGUCUUGGAGUUUCCUGAGGUCUUUUGGGAUGAUAAUGUGGAUUAUUUUGGUGCAACUGCUGAACAAACUGAUUUAAGAGGACAAUGCUUUAUGUUUUGGAAUCUCAAAAAGACAGUUGGGGUACCAGUUCUGAUAGCACUACUUGUUGGGAAGGCUGCUAUAGAUGGACAGAGUAUCAGUUCUGAUGAUCAUGUUAAGAAUGCUAUAGUGGUUCUCCGUAAGCUCUUUAAGGAUGCUUCUGUACCAGAUCCAGUUGCAUCUGUUGUGACAAACUGGGGACUUGAUCCUUUUAGCAGAGGAGCUUACUCUUAUGUUGCAGUAGGAGCAUCGGGAAGGGACUACGACAUUCUAGGAAGGCCUGUUUCAGACUGUUUAUUUUUUGCUGGUGAAGCAACAUGUAAAGAACACCCAGAUACUGUUGGUGGUGCAAUUUUAAGUGGUCUUCGAGAAGCUGUUCGGAUCAUUGACUUGGUACACAGUGGUAAGGAUUAUGUGGCUGAGGUUGAAGCUCUACAAACUUACCAAAUGCAGUCAGAUAGUGAAAGAAAUGAAGUUAAAGACAUGUCAAAUAAACUUGAUGCAUGUGAACUUUCAACUGCUCUGUGCAAAACCUCAUCUGAUGCAUCCUAUCCACUAUUUAGCAAGGAGACUUUACUGCAAGAAAUGUUCUUUAGUGCAAAAACAACAUCAGGGCGUCUACAUUUGGCUAAAGAGUUAUUGAAGCUUCCUCCAGAUGUUCUGAAAUCAUUUGCCGGGUCUAAAGACGGACUAUCUACGCUGAACUCAUGGAUACUUGAUUCUCUUGGGAAAAAUGCUACUCAACUGUUGCGACAUUGUGUACGCUUGCUUCUGCUUGUUUCAACCGACCUGCUAGCUGUUCGCUUGUCUGGAAUUGGGAGAACUGUAAAGGAAAAGGUUUGUGUCCAUACAAGUCGAGAUAUACGUGCUAUAGCUCGUCAGUUGGUUAGUGUGUGGGUAGAAGUUUUCCGUAAAGAAAAGGCUAGCAAUGGUGGACUCAAAUUGCUGCGUCGCAUGCCAUCAACUGAAUCCAGUAAGCCCAGGAGUAAGGAUCUACUGUCAGGAAAGCCUAUUGUACGUGCGCCAAAUCAAGUUUCAUUUAACCCUAAAGUUGCUUCAAAGAAUGCAAGAUCUGCUGGAAACCAUUCACCACACACAGCAAUCAAGAAGCCUGAGAACAAGGCUGCAAAACUGGAGGCUAUGACGGCUACCAGGUCUGAUGGUAGUUCGCUUCGUUCCCAAAAGCAACAACAUGCUCUAGAACCUAAAGUUGAUAAUGGCCUAGCUAUGUCUGAAGAAGAAGCUGCUGCAUUUGCUGCUGCCGAGGCUGCUCGAGCUGCUGCCAUAGCAGCUGCACAGGCGUAUGCAUCUGUAGAGGCAGAGAUAAAUGCACCUCGUGAACUUCCAAAGAUACCAUCAUUCCAUACUUUUGCAAUGCGUGACCAUUAUUUGGAUGAGUCUGAUACAAGAAAGAAGGUGUUAAGUGACAACCUUGUGAGACUUGAGUGCAUAUCAGAAAUUGAUUCCAGGAAUGACAAAGCUAAGAACCCAUCAGUUGACCAUGCCAAUUGUGCCGAUGUUGACAGCUCAAAAAUGACUGGUGAUAACUGUACUCAGAGGAGCUACUCAAAUGAGAAUGCCUGCCUAAUAAAUAUUAGGGAUCAUUCUACAGAUAGUGGAGCCGUAGACAGUCGGUUCACAAGGGCAUGGGUUGAUACAGAUACAAUCUUCAUUGAUGGUGUCAAGGAUCCUCUAGCCAUUGAGAGGUGGCAACAACAGGCAAUGGAAGCAGAUAAAGAAUUCUACAGUCGGAUACGUAUACCUGAUGAAGAAGACUCAAGUAGCCAAAAGCAGACAUGUAGGAGUUCUGCCUCACAGGUUGCAGAAAGCAAACCUGCAUCAGAUGGGCAAUCACGAGGUGUAGAACAUUUAAGGCAGGGUCUUAUAAAUUUCAUAUCCACAGUACUGAUGCCACUAUACAGAAACAAAAAGGUUGACAGGGAGGGGUACAAGGGAAUAAUGCGGAAAGCUGUCACCAAGAUCAUUGAGACAUGCACAGAAGGAGAGAAGAUGAUGACUGUUCAUGAGUUUCUUGAUUCGAAAAGGAAAAAUAAGAUUCAAACUUUCGUGGAUAAGUUGGUUGAGAGGCAUUGCCAUAUGAAUCGGCCUCCCAAUUCAUAACCUGCAUAAGCUUAUCUGGGAAGCUGUUACAUGUGGAGGGAGCAAAUUGCAUUCAUCAGAGCAAGCUGUCCUUCAUCAGGCAUCGACUCCAUAUGAGCUAAAGUUCGGUUCUAAAGCAGGCAUCAUUGGCCCUGCAGUCAAAAUCACCUAUGAAGGGGACUGCCCGGGACAUCAUUGAUCAGAUCAGCACAUUCGUUUUUGUGAUCGUUGCCAUCAUCAUAGCAGCGGUUAAUGGUCUUUCUGGGACAAUCGAAUGUGUAAACUUCUGUGCAUCGACUGGCAUGUUGUGCUUGCAGUUGGCUUGGGUGCCAAAUUGAGCUAUAUGGCUUGACUGAAGUGCCAUAUGAAGAUAUGGGAUUCAGCAUGGUUUCAUUUGCAAUGGACACCCAUAUACCUUACAGGACAUUAGUUUAGUUCAUGUGUUACAAUGUUAGUGGAUUAAACCAGUUCAUUGUUCAGAGAUAACAUCAAAGUAGAUCCAGUCUUGUUUGCUCUUUAAUGUAUAGUUCUUGUUGUUUCUAGCAAGUAGCAACCAUCUAACUUAAAGUCGGCGUCAUUUAAAAGAUGCAGCAGUUUAACAGGGAGGGUUGUGUAGCGUUUGUAUAUCCUUUGGCCUUGUCUGCUUAAAGGUGAACUCCUCUAUUGACUGCUGAGAGCAAAGUGAUCGCAAAUGAGAGUUAAGCUUCACCUACAAAGUUGUCUAUUCUACCCUAAUUUCACAUAUUUGUUUGUUCCAAUGCAAAUGUAUGGCUAUUUGCUCUGGCUUCGAGCAUGUUCAGGCCUGACUUUUUACACGGCCUUGAAGACAGCAAUACAGUUUCUUACAUUACAGCAGUA
Oryza sativa Japonica Group (Japanese rice) is the source of this 6787-nucleotide messenger RNA. RefSeq names its product lysine-specific histone demethylase 1 homolog 3. NCBI's taxonomy places the organism in Eukaryota, Viridiplantae, Streptophyta, Magnoliopsida, Poales, Poaceae. Gene Ontology annotation, molecular function: protein binding; oxidoreductase activity. The record is from RefSeq and is a predicted model, not a curated record.